UUUGCCCGCGUAAGGUGUCAGUGUUUCCUACUCCGUUCUUUAGAACGGUUCCUGGCGUCAUUCAUUAUCGUCGUCGUCUCCUUCGCUGUCGUCAUUGUUCCUGAACAUCGGAAUCUAGUCGAAAUCGUGAAUUGAGAACAUCUCGAUAACGAUGGCAUUGCAUGAAUCCACAAAAGAAAACAUUCGCAAGCACCUAGAGGAUGUAUCGUUACACACAUCACCAAAGAAAUCAUGCAUUUCUCCAAUUAUAUCUCAGGAUCACGGUUUGAAAAAUGGGGUACAAUUAAAGGAGGACUUUAAUCCAAAACUGGAGCCACUGCUUCAGGAAGGCCCAAACCGUUUUGUAAUUUUCCCUAUUCAGUAUCCUGAUAUCUGGGACAUGUAUAAAAAGGCUGUAGCCUCUUUUUGGACCAUAGAAGAAGUACCCCUUCACAAGCAAGACAAGAAGGACUGGAAUGAAAAACUAAAUUCCGAUGAGAAACGUUUUAUCUCUCAUGUUUUAGCAUUUUUUGCCGCUUCCGAUGGUAUCGUUAAUGAGAAUCUAAUUGAGAGAUUCAGCCAAGAAGUGAAAAUUUCCGAAGCACGUUGUUUCUAUGGCUUUCAAAUUGCCAUAGAAAAUAUUCAUUCUGAGAUGUAUUCUUUGCUCAUUGAAACUUAUAUUUCUGAUCCAAAAGAAAAAGAUUUCUUAUUUAAUGCGAUUGAGACACUUCCUUGUGUCAAGAAGAAGGCUAAUUGGGCAUUAAACUGGAUCAAUCAUGAGAGCGCUACGUUUCCCGAACGUGUAGUCGCAUUUGCGGCAGUUGAGGGUAUCUUCUUCAGUGGCAGUUUCGCAGCCAUUUUUUGGCUAAAGAAACGAGGAGUCAUGCCAGGUCUCACCUUCAGCAACGAACUUAUCUCACGAGACGAAGGAUUACAUUGCGAUUUCGCCUGUUUGAUGUUUAAACACAUCGUACAAAAGCCAUCGUUUGAGCGUGUGAAAUCAAUUGUAAUGGACGCCGUAGAAAUUGAAAAGGAAUUUUUGACGCAAGCAUUGCCGGUUGAACUAAUAGGAAUGAAUCGCACAUUCAUGUGUAAUUACAUCGAAUUUGUUGCAGACAGAUUAUUCGUUGCAUUAGGAUUUGAAAAGGUUUACAAUUCGGAGAAUCCGUUCUCUUUCAUGGAUUUUAUUUCUAUGAUGGGUAAGACAAAUUUCUUUGAGAAAAAAGUAGGCGAGUACAAGAAGUUCGGAGUCAUGGAGGAAGAUUCUAAAAAGAAGAGCACGUCAGGUGUGCUGUUUGGUGCAAAGUUUUAAUGUAAAAGAUUUGAAUAUACAAAUAAUAUAAAACGAAUAAAGAAUGUACUCCUCGAGGGAGAGAAAGGAUAUAUUGGUAAUUCCGCGACUUUGAAAUAAUUUUAUAAUAAUGAUAAAC
Molecule: messenger RNA, 1409 nt
Organism: Atta colombica
Lineage: Eukaryota; Metazoa; Arthropoda; Insecta; Hymenoptera; Formicidae
Gene: RnrS
Product: ribonucleoside-diphosphate reductase subunit M2 B
Exons: 7
Coding region: 152-1291 (379 amino acids)
Biological process (GO): deoxyribonucleotide biosynthetic process
Cellular component (GO): cytosol
Molecular function (GO): ribonucleoside-diphosphate reductase activity, thioredoxin disulfide as acceptor
Source: RefSeq, a predicted model, not a curated record